Messenger RNA from Saxophila tyrrhenica, 822 nucleotides. RefSeq lists its product as uncharacterized. NCBI's taxonomy places the organism in Eukaryota, Fungi, Ascomycota, Dothideomycetes, Mycosphaerellales, Extremaceae. Gene Ontology annotation, molecular function: oxidoreductase activity. The transcript has 2 exons. The coding region runs from base 1 to 822 and encodes 273 amino acids. Gene Ontology annotation, biological process: secondary metabolic process. The record is from RefSeq and is a predicted model, not a curated record. Gene Ontology annotation, cellular component: cytoplasm.
AUGGCCGUCAACAACCGCAUCGUCUUCAUCACGGGAGCCAAUACUGGCCUUGGUUAUGAAGCCGUCAAAGCGCUCUACACUUCUUCAAACACCUACACCAUCCUCCUCGGCACCCGAGGCCUCUCAAAGGGCGAGGCAGCAAUCGCCACCCUCAAGCAACAGAACUCCUCCAGCCAAAGCACCAUCACCCCAAUCCAGAUCGACGUCGAAUCCGACUCCUCUAUCGAAGCAGCCUUCUCCACCAUCUCCAAAGACCACGGCCGCGUCGACACCUUGAUCAACAACGCAGGCGCCGGCUUCGACCGCUCCAUCCAGACCGGCGAGCUAUCCAUCCGCGACGCCUGGCAGAAAUCCUGGAACGUGAAUGUAGCCGGCACCCAAGUCCUGACCACCACUUUCAUCCCUCUCCUCCUCAAGUCUAGCAGCCCACAGCUCAUGUUCGUCACCAGUGGCACGUCUGCGUUGAGCGAGUCGGGGAGAAUGGAUUAUCCGCCGCUGGCGAGAAUUAAUGCUAGCCCUGCUGCCGGCUGGCCGAAGCAGGAACAGAUGAAUCCGAUCACCUGCUACCGCAGCACCAAGACGGGCUUGAAUAUGCUGAUGCGUGAGUGGACGAAGAUUUUGAAGGAGGAUGGGGUUAAGGUCUGGGCUAUCAGUCCUGGAUUUCUGGCAACGGGAUUGGGAGGAGUUGGGCAGGAGCAGCUCAAGAAAAUGGGAGCAAGGGACCCGUCUGAAGGGGGCCAGUUCAUAAAAGAUGUGGUGGAGGGCAAGAGAGAUGAAGACGAAGGCAAGGUGAUUCGGGCGACCAUGAUUCAGCCGUAUUAG